AAAAGUGUCAAAACCAAGUCAAAACGUUGUGAGGAAUCAGAUCAGAACAAUAUAAUAUAAUCUAGGAUACCUAUACGAAUUAUAAGCUGAACAUUGUUAUUGAUUCACGAGCAAUUUAAUUGUAGUAUUUUCUAUUAUUGCAUGGAUAUUGUAAUUUAUCUCAAGGCAAACUAUUACUGACCAGUGACCACUACUCCAUUUGAGGAGUAGAUAUACUUAACUAAAGACCCAAAAAAGACAACAAACAAAAAAAAAACCGUAUUUCCUUAAUAAAAUGAAUAUGCAACAAAGAGAAGAAAAACAACUAGAGACUACGAUUCAAGCAAUAAUUAAUCGAGUCAAUGAUUUAAAAACUGCAAUCCAAGCACUCAUUAAUAAAUUAGAAACUGAAUAUGAAACAAUUAACUGGCCUACAUUUUUGGACAACUAUGCAAUUUUAUCUGGACAUUUAACAGGACUGAGUAAAAUACUACAAGCUGAACUUGCAGCGUCACUGAGGUCACGUAUUGUAUUGCCACUUCAAUUGAGCUGUGAGCGUGAUGAAGCAUUGGCUAGAUUAACAGAAGGGCGUGUUCCAGCAUGUACACAUGAUCUAGUACCAGAUCUACUACGUACUAAGCCAGAACCUCAGGCUGAACAAAGACUUCAACAAUUUAAUCAUAAAGCCAGUACAUUAAGUUAUGAUACUGCACAGAAACAAGUUGCUCAAUUCACAAAAGUGGUAAGCCAUGUAUGGGAAAUAAUAUCGAAAGGUCGUGAAGAUUGGGAUGGGGAUUCUAUGCGAUCGGCAGGGAUGCAACCGACUCAUAGUAUUUCCGAUACACAUGCACUGGUGACUGCCGUGGGAACUGGCAAAGGAUUACGACCUGGUAUACCAUCUAUAGUUCCGCAAGGUGUUGCGCCAGGCAUGGGCCCAUCCAGGGGCCCAGCUCCACAACUUGGUCAGCCUACUCCUUCAUUGCCGAAAGCGCCAUCUGCUAUUAAAACCAACAUCAAAGCAGCAAACCAGAUUCAUCCCUAUCAACGUUGAUCGUUAUGUAACUAAAUAUAAUUUAAUAAAUAACUGAAAUAUUA
Messenger RNA from Helicoverpa armigera (cotton bollworm), 1074 nucleotides. It is a transcript of the gene MED8, whose product is annotated as mediator of RNA polymerase II transcription subunit 8. NCBI's taxonomy places the organism in Eukaryota, Metazoa, Arthropoda, Insecta, Lepidoptera, Noctuidae. Gene Ontology annotation, cellular component: core mediator complex; mediator complex. The transcript is spliced from 5 exons. Bases 275 to 1030 code for a protein of 251 amino acids. The record is from RefSeq and is a predicted model, not a curated record. Gene Ontology annotation, biological process: regulation of transcription by RNA polymerase II. Gene Ontology annotation, molecular function: RNA polymerase II cis-regulatory region sequence-specific DNA binding; transcription coregulator activity.